Messenger RNA from Prunus persica (peach), 1865 nucleotides. Its product is annotated as transcription factor bHLH137. Gene Ontology annotation, biological process: regulation of DNA-templated transcription. Gene Ontology annotation, molecular function: DNA-binding transcription factor activity; protein dimerization activity. The record is from RefSeq and is a predicted model, not a curated record. NCBI's taxonomy places the organism in Eukaryota, Viridiplantae, Streptophyta, Magnoliopsida, Rosales, Rosaceae. The transcript is spliced from 8 exons. Gene Ontology annotation, cellular component: nucleus. The coding region runs from base 302 to 1342 and encodes 346 amino acids.
GAGAGAGAGAGAGAGGGAUUGAUGAGAUAAGACUGGUCAAAUGUACAGAAACUUUGCAUGGGAAUGAGUUACAAAAGAUUUUAUACAUAAUUUGGAUGUGUCUUCUUCUAUCUACCCUUCUCAUCUUUAUAUAAGCCACUGGCCUCCUAGUUUCUCACAGACAGAACCCAUAUCCACUUUUCUCGACUGCUACUUUCUGCCUCAGGCUUCAAUUAGUCUCUCUUCUAUCACUUUCUCUCCUCCCACACUUGACCAUUUUCCAAUUCCAAAGCUCUCAGGUUUUUUUUUUUUGUUAUAUAAUAUGGCAGCCUUUUCAUACCACCCUGCCUUUCUCCUUGACUCAAUUUUCUUGCCCUACACUCCUAACAACAUCAACAUUGAUGACCAUUUCUCUCCAUCUUACCCUUCUGAGCCUUUGAUCCAGGAAGUUCAUAAUACUGAUUCAAGAGCUGUUGAAAGCAGCUGUACUGUUGAUCACAGCUCAGCAAAGGUUUCUCUCAGUGACAAUGAGCCUUCUGUGACCAAGAAACAGAGCACAGAGUCCUCAACUGUGGUGGAUAAGCUUGAAACUGGUGAGCAGGUCACUCAGAAAGUGACUUCUAUGGACAAGAAGAGAAAGAACAGAAAUGGAUCAUCUUUGAAUUCUGCUCAAUCCAAGGCUUCAAGAGAGCACAAGGGAAAGAAGCAAAAGAAAUUGGAUGGUGCCGAGAAAGCUGGGGAAAAGAAGGCUAAAUCAGAUAAAAAAGACCAGGUCAAAGUUGGAGAUGAACCUCCAACAGGUUACAUUCAUGUUAGAGCAAGGAGGGGUCAGGCUACUGAUAGCCACAGCCUUGCAGAGAGGGUAAGAAGAGAGAAAAUCAGUGAGAGGAUGAAGAUGCUGCAAAGACUUGUUCCUGGCUGUGACAAGGUCACUGGAAGGGCAGUGAUGCUGGAUGAAAUUAUCAAUUAUGUCCAGUCCCUACAAAAUCAAGUGGAGUUCCUCUCAAUGAAGCUUGCUUCUGUGAACCCCUUGUUCUAUGACUUUGGAAUGGACUUGGGUGCUUUGAUGGUCAAACCAGAGAGAUUGAGUAGCAUGGCAUCACCAUAUCCAUCUGUGCCACAAUGCAGCCCCACACAGCCCACACCUUUUGCUGAUACAUCUCCCAACAUCACCACCAACACCACCUUCUCCACAGCUAACAACUAUCCUUUCCCGGACAGUUCAGCUUCAAUUCUACUUCAACAAGGGCAGAGGCCAAAUGACUUUUCUCAGGACAGUGAAAGCCUAAUGUGGGAUGUGGAGGAUCAAAGACAAAACUUUCUCAAUCCAUCUGGUUUCGGCAACAACUUUCAAUUAAUAUAAUCCAAGCAGCUGCCCCCACAAGCAUAGAGGCAUAUGUUUGUGAGGAGACUACUGCAAAAAUCCAGCCAAAACCAGAGAAAAAGAAACUCAGACAUGAAAAAAUUUCUUCUUUUUUUAUUUUAAUCAGCAUCAUCAGUUCCAUUGGAGAGGGGCUUCUUCACCCAAAGCCAAAGGCACUGGUUCCAAGUACAAUAUAUAUUUUUGUAGUGGGCUCUGAAAAUGAAUAAAGGGUAGCAGCAAUAUCAAUGGAUGAAGAACACAAAGGACAGAUAACAACCGACCAACAAAGACCAAAUCUUUUUCUAGAUCCCUUGUUCCUGUCCAUUCCGGACUCUCCCUCUCUCUUCCUUAGUCUCUCUUAUUAUGCAAAUGCACAAAUUCCAAGAACCUGUAUAAUGGUGGUGGUGGUAGUUAAAGCUUGGAACUUUAAUUUUAAUGUGAAAGAAAAACUAUGUAUAAAAUAAUAACCUUUCAAUAUAUAUGUAUAUAUAUAUAUAUAUAUAAUUGACCAAUUCUUGUGGUU